Molecule: messenger RNA, 411 nt
Organism: Mucor velutinosus
Lineage: Eukaryota; Fungi; Mucoromycota; Mucoromycetes; Mucorales; Mucoraceae
Product: Protein O-mannosyltransferase 2
Exons: 1
Coding region: 1-411 (136 amino acids)
Molecular function (GO): nucleic acid binding
Source: RefSeq, a predicted model, not a curated record
AUGGAUAAGGCAUUCUACAAGGAAAUCCUUCAAGACGAAUUGGAGCAGACUAUUGCCUUUUCUGUUGAGAAAUUGGGCUUCAGCCGUGAACAAGUGAUAUUUCAGCAAGACAAUGAUCCCAAACACACCUCAAAUUUGGUCAAGGAUUACCUUCAGGAACAGUCAUACCAGGUCAUGGAGUGGCCCCGACAAUCUCCAGACUUGAUUCCUAUCGAAAACAUGUGGGCUUUGUUGAAAAGGCGUCUCAAUGAGUAUGAAACCGCAACCAAGGGUAUGAAUGAAUUAUAUGAGCGAGUAACAGAGAUUUGUUAUGACCAAAUGAAGCCGGAGGAGUGCCAAAAGGUUAUAGAAAGUAUGCCUCGACGUAUUGCGGCCGUUAUCAAAGCAAAAGGGAAAUGGACAAAGUAUUAA